Messenger RNA from Volvox carteri f. nagariensis, 3045 nucleotides. It is a transcript of the gene dnj9, whose product is annotated as molecular chaperone. Bases 1 to 3045 code for a protein of 1014 amino acids. The record is from RefSeq and is a predicted model, not a curated record. Lineage: Eukaryota; Viridiplantae; Chlorophyta; Chlorophyceae; Chlamydomonadales; Volvocaceae. The transcript has 17 exons. Gene Ontology annotation, molecular function: O-methyltransferase activity.
AUGCGCCAGCCCAAGAUGGUUAUGACUAAUUUGCAGAUGGGAGAGGUCAAAAGCCAAUGGGAUACGAUAGCUGUCCAUUUCCUUUUCCGAGCCAUGCUACCCACGCGUGGGCUGCAUUACAGGGAGGCGCAUCCUGCGAGCUUGCCUCCGCGCGACCGACGCGAACCGGAAGCGUUGAAGCGGCGGGCGCUGGAAGACGAGCUCCGGGACCCCAAGAACUUUCUGGAAUUCUUCCUGCCCCGGCCCCUGCGACUGACCUUCUUUGGCGCCUCAGCCGCCUCCUGCCUCAUCGCCACAGCACUGACCGCCGUACGAUUGCUGCAGGCGCGUAGUCCCGCCCUGGAGCUAGCGGAUGGCAGCGGGCCCCGGGACCUGCUCGUCAACAUCAUCGGCCUCGUCACCUUCGCCAGCCUAUUCGUGUACGACCAGCAACAAGCUCAGGUCCGCAUUGAGCGGCGGCGGGAGAUCAGGGAGGCCCAGAUAGCCUUCGGGGAUCGGGAAGUGUACGUCAACGAGAAGGGCGAAAAGAUGUCCCGACUCAAGGAGGUGAAUGACGACUGGAUUCUUCGCCGUUUGGAGCGGUGGGGCCGGCGGGACGGUAUGCCCUUCGUGGGGCCGGAUAAGGGCGCCAUUCUGACCCAGUUGGUCAGCCAGCAUAAGCCCCAGCUGGUGGUGGAGGUGGGGACCAUGGCGGGAUACUCCGCCCUGCUCAUGGCCCAGGCUCUGCCCCCCGGGGGUCGGGUGCUGAGCUUCGAGAAGGACCUCAGCUGGCUGCUGGUGGCUAAGAGGUUCAUGUGGCAGGCCAGCCAAGGGGAGAAGAACCAGGGGCUGCAGACGAGGGUGGGAGACCGAGUGCAGGUGGUGUGGGGCGAUGCACGCGAGACCCUCCCCCGGCUGAUGGAGGGCCGGGGAGGCCAUGAGGUCAUCGACCUGCUCUUUCUGGACGGCACCCCCCGGGAGUACCUGGACUACCUGAAGGCCGCAGAGCCCUUCCUGGCACCGGGUGCGGUGGUGGUGGCGGACAACGCGGUUGUGUUUUCCCAAGGCGGCCUGAAGCCCUACCUGGAGUACGUGAGGGGCAGUCCGCGCUACAGCUCGGAGCUGCUGCCGUGCAAACUGGAGUGGCGGGAGGACGUGGAGGACGGUAUUGAGGUGUCCAGAUAUCUGGGUGGCCGGCAGGCGACGGGGGUUGCGGAGAGGGGGCUGUAUUUAUUGGAGCCCGUGUCUAUGUAUAUGCUGUGGCGGGUGGAUCAGGGUGAGGCAGCCAACAUCUCCGGCGUUCCUGACCCCGACCUAAAGGCCAGCCUCGCGCAGCUUCUGGAAUUGCUGCAUCUUCGACGAAACGACAAGGGUAUUUUCGGCCUAGUCAACCGCAACGAGAAAGUCCUACCUAUCGUGGGCUUUGUUUUCGACGAGCCGCCGCGGCCGCGACCACAAGCCCCUCCCGCACCGUCAUCUCUGGCGGCAGCGGAACACGGCGGCCAGGAGUCAGUUCCCGGAGGGGAAACGAAACUCAAACCACGGCCUGGCGAAGGGACGCCAGGCCGUGUGGGUCCCAUAGGGCCCGGAAGACCGGAGCCAGAGCCUACUGCAGCAGCAGCGGCAACGGCGGCGGCGGCGGCGCAAGACGAUGGGUUUGAAGACUUAGCUGCUCAGAGGCCGGAGGGUGUGGGGAUGGUUUCGGAGCCAGGCACGUCCGCGGCCGAGAUCAAAUGUGAGCGCGAGCCAUCAGAAGCGGGAGUUGCGGCGGCGCCGGCAGCCGCUCCACGUCGUGUCGCGGGGCCCGCCAUGCCGCCACGUGAGCUUCUGGAGGCCGCCGCUGCUGCGGCGGAGGCGUUACGGGCAGCAGUACCGUCGUACAACGACUUCGGUGAUAAUGAUGAUGAUAACGAUGGCGAUCUAUUGGUAGGCCCUCCGCCCCCUGAGCUUGUCGAGGAGCUGGAAGCAGCUCCCCAGGACGAGCGGGAAGCGGAGGUCAUCCGCAUCGUUAAGGUCCUCCGCGAGCACAACAACGCUGCUGCUGCUGCGGCGGCGGCCGGAGCCCAGUCGUCCAAGCUGCCGGCCCCCGCUGAUGGGGGGCCGACUGCGGACGCGUACCUGGUGCUGGGGGUGACGCCCUCUGCGGGUGCGGGCGAGGUCAAGAAGCGCUACAUGCGGUUGUCGCUGCUGAUACACCCGGACAAGUGCGGACACCCGAUGGCGCAUGAGGCCUUCCAAGCUGUCGCCUCCGCAGCCAAGGUGCUCCAGGACAGCGGGCUGCGGGGGGCGCUGGACGAGAGGAGGGCGGAUGAGGAGCUCCGACGCCGGGCGGAGGCGGCGGCGGCCCAGCAGGAGCGCGAGCGGGCGUGGCGGGUGGCGCGUGGGGAGGAGAUGCCGGUGGCGAUGGGCCCCGCGGCCCCCUCCGGGUCUCAGCGGGAGACCUGGAUGACGGAGCUUCCUCCGGAAAUGGCUGCGAGACCGGGAGGCGCCGCGGGGCAGUUGGGACAGACCAGCGUUCGCGCCUUUAGCCAGCGCGGCAAGACGGGCCGAGGGGACACGUCAGCGUGGACCGAUAACCCCGAGCAGCGCAAGGCCCGCGAGGCGCAGGCGCUGCUGGCGGCGGCGUCGCAGGCCUACGUGCAGGCGCUGCCGGCGGCGGGAAGCGACGGUGCUGGCGGCGGCGGCGGCGGCGGGGGCCGUGGUGGUGGUGGCGCUGCUGCUGCUGCUGCGAUGGAUUCCUUCAAUGCGGACUCUCGAAAGAAGAGCCUCAUGGAGGUUCAUUUGGAGUUGCAGGAGAAGGCCCGGGAGGAGGAGCGUGCCGCAAAAAGAGCCGCGAAGAAGCAGAAAACCGGCAAACCCGGCGGCGGCGGCGGCGGCGUGGGUGGUGGAGGCAGCGGGGACGCUGCAGCGGCGGCUGACGGCCAGGAUUGGCCUUGGAGACCGUUUGACCGGGAACGUGACUUGGAAAUUAAACCCAAGGCCAAGUCGGGUGGUGACAUCCUAAGGAGCGCGGCUGCCCUGGGGUCUAAAUUCUCGGGGGGGGGCACGCAGCGUCAUUUCUUGUAA